AUGGGUGGCCCUGCCGGUAUAGCUCGCGGAGUCGACAAGAGACGUGAGCCCCCCACCACGGCAAGGUUUAUUUUAUUGUUAAUUAUGAAACCGAAAACUAUAACUGAGAGUGAUAUUUUAUCAUUUUUGUCUGACGAGUCGGAAAUUGACGGAUUUAGUGACGAUUCCGAUGCUGACAAAACGUGGCAACCUCCAGUUAUUAACAAAAAUACUGCAUAUGAUGAAGAUGACGACGAAGAAGAAGAUAAUGUAUUUGAACAGGUUAUUCCUUUUAAUGGUAUUCAAUUACCAGAUCAGCAAUACGGCCCACAUGCUUUUAAAGUAAUCGAAUCGGCGUCUAGUUAUAUUAAAAAAUAUCUUCCAGACUCGCAUUUUGAUAAAGCCGCUUUAUUUACGAAUAUGUAUGCAAUGUCGAAACUAGGAAAAGAACUUAAAACCUGUGCGAAUGAAAUAAAAGUUCUUUACGGAGCUCAUGCCAUGAUCGGUAUAAUAAAGUAUCCUCGUAUUCACAUGUACUGGCAAAGAGGACGUAUUCCAUAUAGACAAUAUGUCAGAAAUAAACCAAUUGGUCUAGAAAACUUCGUGAUCACAACUUCAAAGGGUUUAGUACUUGAUUUUGAAAUUUACCAAGGAGAAAAUACACCAUUAGACAGAUCUCUUGGAUUAGGCCCAGCGGUGGUCUUAAGAUUAGCAAAAACUAUUCCAGAACACUCUGUAUUAUUUUUCGACAGAUAUUUCACUAUUGUUCCAUUACUAGAUCGUUUAAAUGCAAUUAAUAUAAAGGCGACAGGUACAAUUAUGAAUAAUCGUUUAAAAAAUAUACAUUUCAGUGAAGAUAAAAAGUUUAAGCAAGGGAAAUGGGAAGAACUUACGCGGUCUGAUGAUAAAAUAGUUGCAAUAAAAUGGAAAGAUAGUAAGUGUGUCACUGUUUUGUCAACAACCACAAGUGCGGAGCCACACAUAAUGGUAACACGUCGGAGUAAGUCUGAAAAAAAAUAUAUAGAAGUUCCUUUUCCAUCAGUAGUCAAGACUUAUAACCAAAAUAUGGGUGGAGUAGACGUGUGCGAUCAACAACUCGAGGCUUACCGCACGUGGAUAAAAACAAAAAAAAUGGACGCUAAAAGUUGCCCUACACUUUAUCGACUUAUCUAUUGUUAA
Messenger RNA from Aphis gossypii (cotton aphid), 1158 nucleotides. RefSeq lists its product as uncharacterized. Lineage: Eukaryota; Metazoa; Arthropoda; Insecta; Hemiptera; Aphididae. The transcript has 4 exons. The record is from RefSeq and is a predicted model, not a curated record. Bases 1 to 1158 code for a protein of 385 amino acids.